Messenger RNA from Leptosia nina, 363 nucleotides. Lineage: Eukaryota; Metazoa; Arthropoda; Insecta; Lepidoptera; Pieridae. The record is from the annotation of a GenBank genome assembly.
AUGAUGAAGACGACCCUGGAAGCCGAUGCCGCUGAGACCGGCAAGGGGCGCAUCUCCUUUAGCGUAGAUUCGCUGCUGGGGGGGAAGACCGAUGCGCCCAGGGUCACGCCAGAACCCAGCAACGACAGUGUCAUAGAUACGGACGAUAGUGAUGUAGACAUAGAGGAUGUGGAGUCGAAUGCUGGCGAUGAAAGAGACGAGAGAGAAAGCAAUGGGGAGGAGACGGAGAGGAGCGGAGUCGUGGUGCCGCAGCCGCUGUUGCCGAGGCUGUACCAGGGCCCGACACACGCUUGGCCGUUCGGUGCAUUCCCGUGGAUGGCGCCUAAUCCGAUGUUCCGCGCGGGGUCGCCCAACAGUGAGUAA